AUGUCCUUUACAUCCAGAACAAAACAGGAAAACACCAACUCUGCGGGCUGUAUGCAUCUCACAGUCCCAAUCGGUACUUGUGCAGAUUUGUAUGCAGUGUCAGCGCUUCUACACGCAACGAGUGCCUUCUUCCGUCCCACUGGCUAUUUUCUAUUAUACAACAUUUGA
Molecule: messenger RNA, 168 nt
Organism: Ascoidea rubescens DSM 1968
Lineage: Eukaryota; Fungi; Ascomycota; Saccharomycetes; Ascoideales; Ascoideaceae
Exons: 1
Coding region: 1-168 (55 amino acids)
Source: RefSeq, a predicted model, not a curated record